Schistocerca gregaria is the source of this 769-nucleotide messenger RNA. Its product is annotated as V-type proton ATPase subunit D-like. The record is from RefSeq and is a predicted model, not a curated record. The transcript has 4 exons. Lineage: Eukaryota; Metazoa; Arthropoda; Insecta; Orthoptera; Acrididae. Bases 10 to 741 code for a protein of 243 amino acids. Gene Ontology annotation, cellular component: proton-transporting V-type ATPase complex; vacuolar membrane. Gene Ontology annotation, molecular function: proton-transporting ATPase activity, rotational mechanism.
CUCUCCACUAUGUCUCAAGAUAAAAUCCCCUGCGUCCCCACUCGUCUGGCACUGCAGAACUUCAAGCAGAAGCUCGUCGCCGCGACGGCCGGCCACCUCAUCUUGAAGAAGAAGGUUGACGCGCUGACAAUCAAGUUCCAUUCGAUCCUUAGAAUAAUCGUAGAAAAAAAGUCCAUGUUGGGAGAGGUGAUGAGAGACGCCUACAUCUCUCUGUCCGCCGCCAAAUUCGCCGUCUCAGACUCGAACUUCCAAUACCUUGUUCUGGAGAACGUAGAGGGGACCAGCUACAAGCUCAGGUACUCGACCAGCGACAGCGACGAGAUCGCGCGGCUGAGGACGACCAUCGCGCGCGUUUGCGUCGUGCAACUCCCGAUAUUCGAGCCGUACAAGGUGACGGGCCUCAAGAAGGAGUACGCGGGGCUGGGACAGGGCGGGGGUAAGAUCAAGGCGUGCUGCGAGAGCUACUCGAAGGUGCUGAAGCUCGUCAUCGAGAUCGCCACGCUACAGACGCUGUUCCUGACCCUGGAUCAGGUUAUCAAGUCGACCAACAGAAGGGUGAACGCCAUCGAGCAUAUCAUCAAGCCGAGGCUGAUCAACACCAUAGCCAGCAUACAGAUAGAGUUGGAGGAGAUGGAGAGAGAGGAGAUGUUCAGGCUGAAGAAGUUCCAGCAGAACAAGGAGAAGGAGGCAUCGCGCGCGGUGGAGGCGUUCGAGGCGGCGACGGAGGACAUUGUGUUCUGAGUGAAAAAAGAAGAAAAAAAAAAAAAAA